Messenger RNA from Lactuca sativa (garden lettuce), 852 nucleotides. Its product is annotated as thioredoxin H-type 1. NCBI's taxonomy places the organism in Eukaryota, Viridiplantae, Streptophyta, Magnoliopsida, Asterales, Asteraceae. Gene Ontology annotation, molecular function: protein-disulfide reductase activity. The record is from RefSeq and is a predicted model, not a curated record.
UUUUUUUUUUUUUUUUUUUAAAUUUACAAAACGCUUGAUAUAUAUUGCUAAAAACCACGGCGACCCUUGUAUGUUCCAGCGCACCGGGCCCACGCAAACGCUUACGUCAGGUUUUAUGACGCCCGUUUUGUUUAUGCCCAUCGACAAAUUUAGAAUGAUUAAGAAAUAUUUAUAUGCGUUUACAUUUCAUGCGUCUUUUUUUAAUAACAGCGAUCCUUUGACCUUUAACAAGUUGCAGAGCAUUUCUGUAAUUUUGAUCAGGCAUGAAAGGGAUAUGCCCCUAUAUAAACAGCGUUCAGCGCUACACAAUCUUCAUUCAUUCUUCAACCUUUAAACACAUAUUUGAAAGCUUCACGAAUUCGAAUUAGGUUUUCUUGAGAGACAAGUUUGGGGUAAAAAUGACGUCAGAAGGAGUUGUUAUCGGCUGCCACACCGUCGACCAAUGGAAGGAGCAGUUUGACACGCACGUCGGCUCUACCAAAUUGGUGGUUGUGGAUUUCACAGCCUCAUGGUGUGGUCCUUGCCGUAUGAUUGCACCAAUCUUGGCUGAGCUUGCUAGUAAUAUUCCCCAUGUUACCUUCCUUAAGGUUGAUGUUGACGAACUUAGGAGCAUUGCUCAGGAGUACUCAGUGAAGUCAAUUCCAACAUUCGUAUUUCUUAAGGAAGGAAAUAUAGUGGACAAGGUUGUGGGUGCUAAGAAAGAUGAACUUAGUGCCUGUGUCGCUAAACAUGCAGGAGAUGCUACUGUUUCUGCUUAAUGUAUUCUAAAUAUGAAAGAUUGUGAGCAACUUUUUGUGUAACCAUGUUUAUGACUUGUGGUUUAUCUUUAUGCAUAAAUGGAAGUUGUUGUGA